AGCACUAUACUCACCCAUUCGAUAAAUGAAGCACUCAGCAAUACCAGGAGAAACAUGAUUUUUUGAGAUAACUCUCCGUAGACUGUAGCCUAGAAGAGACAUCCAGUUGGUGCAGUCCUGCAUGCCACUGUAUAUAAUAUCAUAAACCCAAUAUCUGCAAGUGGGGUGAUUUAUAGAUCAAAUAAUCUGCCAAUCACUUUGGCAUUGUUUCGGGUCGUAUUUGUAUAGUGGCGUUGCGUUUUUUAGAAGAUUGCGAUUUGUAACAGUCCGGGCGUUGUGUGAUCAGUUAUUUUUUUUAUGCGACAUGGAACGCUUCCACUUACAACAAGUAGCAGCAAGGACGCAACCUUGCUAAUGCGCAUAGCAGACGAAGAAGCAGUUAAUGAUCUUAACGCUGCUAUGAUCAUCCACUCUAUGGGCUUGCAAUACAGUUAAUAAUAUAAAAUAAUAGUAGGCUAUUGUGUUUUGCUGUCGUGCAUAGCUGUCUUGUGUCUGUCCUCAGAACAUGCACCUCUAUAUCCUAGUGAGUGCCCUUCUCAGCAUUCCUGUCUCUUUGGCUUUCUCUUUGGGUUGGAAUGAAGACUUACAGAUAGUGUGUUCUGGUCGAGAGUUCCGCCUGCCGGUCUACUCAGGGUCAAGAAUCGUGACCUUUACCCCCAGCUACCCUCCAGGACCAAGAAGAGUGCUUCUGGAGAACAACAAUUUGAAGGACCCGCGGUUUGAGUGGACGAAAGAUAGGACAUUGCUGCUGAAUGACAUCGCACACCGUGACCAGGGGCUCUACUCUAUCAAACUGUCCUCUGGAUUCACCUAUGAGACCGUUCGCCUCACUGUCUCAGAAUGUAUAAAAACCUUCCGUUUGGGCUAUGGGGAAACCUUUCAGCACAACAUCCCUAAAUAUGGCUCCGUGUUGGAGUUCUCUCCCCGGGGCUCCCCCUCUGACUCCCAGACGGUAUUACUGUGGAACCGGAUGGACCCUGAGACCAGCGAGGUGGGCCGGGGGAGGCUAGGGUCAAGUGGGAGGGUCUGGGUGGCAGAGAGGGUGACCCAGGCAGACCAGGGAAACUACACCCUCCGAGACGAGAAUGGGAAAGUAAUCUCCCGCAGCAAAUUGAUUGUCAAUGUCCCGGUACUCUCGCCCCGUACAGCUGAUCAGAGAUGGCCAGAUUGUGGACCAGGACCCCCGGUACUGGGGCCUCCUCUCUCUGGGGAGAAACGGGACUGUCAAYGAGGUGGUCAUCACCAGGCUGAGUGCAAAGCAUGAUGGGAUGUAUGAGAUCCGAGAUCAGGGCGGCAACCUGGUGUCGUCCACCAUUCUCCAUGUGGUCGAUAAGACUGCUAGAUGGAGAGCAGUUCUCAAGUCCAUCAGCGUUCCUUCUGGCAUGUUUGUGACUUUGGCUGGUUUCAUCCUAUUUAUGAAGC
Messenger RNA from Salvelinus sp. IW2-2015, 1422 nucleotides. RefSeq lists its product as uncharacterized. The record is from RefSeq and is a predicted model, not a curated record. Lineage: Eukaryota; Metazoa; Chordata; Actinopteri; Salmoniformes; Salmonidae.